UUUCUCAUUUGACUCCCGGUCCUCAGAUUCCCUCCCCGGCUCGCAGCAACCUCAUAUUUUAAGAAGACACCACCACCAGGACAACCAAUCAGGAGACAGCACACCACCAGGGGGACAGCCAAUCAGAGGGGAGGAAGCCAUUGGAGGUCACCGGGAACAGCCAAUCACGUGGAAGGAGGAAGAAAGGAGAAAAAUUGAUUGAUAUGUAAGGUCAACCCACACUGACCAUUUGCACAACCUGACCUGACCUUCCCAAGCCUUCAAGAUGCUGCCCCUCAGACGAUUGCUUUGGGCAGGGUCAGCAGGGAGGGUCACUUCAUGCCUGUCUGGAGGCCUCCGCAUACCACCCAUCACCACCACCACCACCACACCACCACCAGCAGCGUCAACACCACCCCGGCGCUUUCAACACCACGUGGAUGACAGGACCAUUGUGAAGGUGUUGAAUUUGGAGAGCGAGGCGGGAAUCAUGGUUGACGCCUUCAGCCAGAUCGGCUUCAGGCUCAACAACGGACUGUCAAUCGUGGGUUCCGUGGCGCUGUUCCCCAAGACCGUGCUGUCCUGGGGCGUCCGAUGUGCUGCGGACAUCAACGAAGACACGCUCUCCCUCUUCUAUAUGCUGGAGCCGAAGAUAGAUAUCCUGGUCCUGGGCAUCGGCGACAAAGGGACCCCCGUCAACACCAGUAUCAUUCGCUUCAUGAAACAGAAGGGCAUCACUUUGGAGAUCCUACCCACUGAGAGCGCUUGUUCCACCUUCAACUUUCUCAACAUGGAGGGCAGGUAUGUAGCAGCUGCCCUCAUACCCCCAGAGGCCCUCAGGCACACCCAUGACGACUUGAUGGCCGCCCAGCGCUCCUCCAACACCCUCUUCACCGACCGCUCCGAAGACUAGGGCCUGGGGGUUGUAGCGGGUGUGAUUGUAGAGAAAUAUGUGUAUGUGUGUGUUGGUAGUGGGUGUAAGGGUGGAAAAUUUGUAUAUAGAAUGGGUGUGAGAGUAGAGAAAUGAUAUAGAAGAGGAGGAGGAGGAGAGGGAUGAUAGAAGGAGGUAAGGAGGAAGAAGAGGAGAGAAGAGGGAAGAUUGAAGGAGAUAAGGAGGAAGGAAGGAAGGAGAAGAUUAGAGGAAGGAGAAGAAGAGGAGGAGGAAACAAUCUCUUCUUCUGUCUCAGUCUUCUCUCUUCUCUUCCUCCUCCUCCUCCUCCUCCGAAAUCACUCUUAUUUAUUUAUAUUAUUAGUUGUUAUUUAUAAUGGGAAGCGAACAAGACAAAUUAAUAUAAGUGUACAGAUGCCAUAAGUAAUAGUGGUUUAGUAGUUCCGGGAGAAUCUGGCGGGCGGGGGGUGGCGGCUUUGGGGUCAGCCCCGCCACACACCCGCCACACACACUCAAUACUUCUCAUUUCCUCUCAUGUGUCAGUUAUUUACUACCUUUAAAUGAAGUUAAUUAAAUAACUGGAUAAGCCAAUAAGGUCAUGCUGUGUUAAGAUUGUUUAGUUUUUAGGAUAAUAACAGAGAUUUUAUGUAAAUACCAGGACGCCUGACAACGCUGUAUUCCAACGUUGUCAAGUGUCCUGGUAUUUGUAGUGCGGCGACGGCCUGAUGAACGAGCCUCCCAUAACCCACCUCUUUGGCCGACCCGGUAAGGAGUGGCUCUCCCGUCACGCUGGUCGCGGGUUCAAUCCCAGGCAGCCGGGGAAUACCCUCACUUUGUCUUGAUUAAUUUCUCGUGUUAUUUCGAUGCACGCAGAGGCCGUGUUGAGAAAUAGGAAGGAUUUAGAAAAGAAGCUCGUCGGGGCAUUAUGUAUUUACACAAGAUAUGUUAUUAUCCUAAAAACUAAACAAUCUGAAUACUAUAUGACCUUAUUGUAUUAUUCAAUUAUUUAAUUAACUUCAUUUAAAGGUAGUAAAUAACUGACAUAUGAGAGGAAGAGGGAGGUGUUGAGAGUGUGUGGCAGGCCUCGGGGCGGUGCUGACCUUGGCUGACCCCCAAGCCGCCAGAUUCUCGUGGAAAUACUUUAGUAGUAGUAUAUUUCUUCUCUCAUUCACUAAAAGUCUCUGUUCCAUGCAUGACCUGACGUGACCUCCCCAAACCCACUUCUUGUUCCGAAAGGUCACUCACUCUCUCUCUCCUUCAGUAAUAUUUAUAUAGGGAAAUUUAAACCACUAACACAUUUUUAUUUAUUUUUAUUAGUAGUAGAAGUAAUUUUGUUCAUGUAUUGCCGACUUAACAUCUAGAUAACAAUAACAAGUUGGUUUUUCUAACAAUAACAAGUUGGUUUUUCUUAAGCCUAAAAACUGCUGCUUGUAAAAUAGCUCUGAUGUAAAAAAUUGUAAAUAUAUCUAUGUGGAGGGAUUUGAUAACUAUUGCAAGGUUUGUCUUACUAUACCAACCAAACACACACACAAUUAGAUAUAAGCCUCUCUCUCAUUCACACAGAUAGAUAUAGGUCUCUCUCUCUCUCUCUCUCUCUCUCUCUCUCUCUCUCUCUCUCUCUCAGCUCACAGGCCCCACAAAUGUCACCCCACAGUAUGUUGACAACCCCCACAGACACAUGCCCCCAACAGAUACAUAUAUGUCUCUCUCUCACACACACACACACUCAAUAUUCAAUCUAUAUUCUGUAAAAUUAACCUCAAACCUAAAUUUUAAAACACUUCCAGGCUCACACAUGCAUUUGACGAGGCUUUAGUAGAGGCUGUGUUGGUAUGUCCAUGGGUAGUGUUAUGAGCCUGGUGAUAGUGUGACAAGGCUUUGAUAGAGAGCUGGUUUUGUAUGUCCAUGGGUAGUGUUAUGAGCCUAGUGUUAGUGUGACAAGGCUUUGAUAGAGAGCUGGUGUUAGUAUGUCCAUGGGUAGUGUUAUGAGCCUAGUGUUAGUGUGACAAGGCUUUGAUAGAGAGCUGGUGUUAGUAUGUCCACGGGUAGUGUUAUGAGCCUAGGGAUAGUGUGACAAGGCUUUGAUAGAGAGCUGGUGUUAGUAUGUCCAUGGGUAGUGUUAUGAGCCUAGCAAUAGUAUGUCCAUGGGUAGUGUUAUGAGCCUGGUGAUAGUCUGACCCUUCCUCUGCACAAUGAACAUCAAAACCACUCAUAAGAACCCAACUAACGUCCCUUGUGGCCUUGGGAAAAAGGUUAUCAUGUGAGCCUAAUGUAUUCGAGCAUACCAACAUGUGGUUACUGUAUGAUUCAACCCUGUAUAUAGAUCUAUUAAGGGGGUAUUCAGGCUUUAACUUAUGUAGCGUGUAAAGACUGGGUCAGCGCACGCCACCGAGUCUGUCUCACAAAAGUAUAUUGAUGGAAAAUUUGACGGGGAAUUCAAUUUUGGUCUAGGAUUUCCUCUGCGGGUUGUAGUUUCGGAAUUAUUCAAGAUUUAAUUCCGAGAGACUUCAGAUGGCUGGGAAUUUUUCAGUAUGUAAAAGUUUGUGAAUAAAUAAGUUGAAUAUGAA
This is a messenger RNA of Eriocheir sinensis (Chinese mitten crab), 3435 nucleotides long. Its product is annotated as NADH dehydrogenase [ubiquinone] 1 alpha subcomplex assembly factor 3-like. The record is from RefSeq and is a predicted model, not a curated record. Lineage: Eukaryota; Metazoa; Arthropoda; Malacostraca; Decapoda; Varunidae. The coding region runs from base 266 to 892 and encodes 208 amino acids. The transcript is spliced from 7 exons. Gene Ontology annotation, cellular component: mitochondrial inner membrane. Gene Ontology annotation, biological process: mitochondrial respiratory chain complex I assembly.